Molecule: messenger RNA, 315 nt
Organism: Striga hermonthica
Lineage: Eukaryota; Viridiplantae; Streptophyta; Magnoliopsida; Lamiales; Orobanchaceae
Source: the annotation of a GenBank genome assembly
AUGGAUAAGGUGGAAACCUCGGUCAUCGCCAAAAACCGGCAGCCAAAUAUUUUUAAGUGCUGCAAAUUGUUGUGGACGGAGCACAGAGGAAGGACCCCAAGGGGGCACAUUGUGGUUUAUGUCGGCGAGAAAAUGCGUAGAUUCGUGGUUCCGAUUUCUUGCUUGAGAAAUGCUCAGUUACAAGAGCUGUUUGAAGAAUCUGCAGAAGUUUAUGGGUAUUAUAGCAAUUGUGGUAAAAUUGUGUUGCCUUGCAGCGAGUCCGCUUUUUUUGGGGUUUUGAAUUGCUCGGAGGAGGGGUACGAAUGUCAUUCUUGA